AAAGUUAACCCUUUAUUUGCACAACUCUGAAGCCGCCCUCUCCUCCGGCAUCCCGGGCCACUCGCUCUGUGGCACCGGUCGGACUAAGGAGGUUUCUUCGAAAAGCCAGUCAGCCAGCGCCAGUGCAUCCAUCCGUUCGCCGUUCUUUGUCCGGGAUUCGCCGGCUUCGCUCGAGCAGCCCGAGCCGAACCGGUUGAAGAGCAGCGGAGCGGGAAACGGCGCUGCACCACCAAGCGACAGGAAGAAGCGGAGGGCGGUACGGCCGUGGAGUCGCCUCCCCUUACUCCCCGCGCCUGCCUUGCAAGCCCAGCGUAGAGACUCCUCGUAGCAGCCGCCUAUUCGCCGUCCACCGAGCAGGAGGAAGACUCGCUCUUUCCAAGCUGCAGAAGGCGAGAAACUGCCCAGGCGGCGCCGCCGGUGCCGAAAGCAGCAGCGAAAGAGGAAGCGAGACAAAAGAGGGCGAGAGCGAGGAGGAUUUUACUAAAACGCUAAUAAAUGAAGGAAACUAUUGGUUUGGUGAUGCUGCAAUCAAUACCUUGAGAGAUAAAGAAGAAAGCUACGUGAACACCAACUUGGUUCAUUUUGUAGACAAAGAAGCUCAAAAGGACGAAUUUUAUUUAGCUACUGUGGGACCUCAUGCACACUGAUUAUUAGGGCAAGAUACCUUUCAGAUUUGAAGUGUCGUGUCUUGCUCCUAACUUCUAAGAUUUGCACUUUGAACUGUUAAAAAAAAAUGAGUGAGUUCUGGUUGUGUUUCAACUGCUGUAUUGCAGAACAGCCUCAGCCUAAAAGGCGGCGGCGGAUCGAUCGUAGUAUGAUUGGUGAGCCAACAAACUUCGUUCAUACUGCUCAUGUUGGUUCAGGAGAUCUCUUUAGUGGAAUGAAUUCGGUGAGCUCAAUUCAAAACCAAAUGCAGUCCAAAGGAGGCUAUGGAGGGGGCAUGAAUGCAAAUGUUCAAAUGCAGCUCGUGGAUACAAAGGCAGGAUAACUGGGGCAUCUUUCCAGUACCUGCAAGUUUCUAUACUUUGUUCCUGUGUCCCUCUCCUUUAUGCCUUGGUGACUGCUUCCUGUGCUCAUGAUAAGAGAAGUUGAUGGCCCAUCAUCCACCCUUCAUGAUUAUUAUGCCAUUCAGACAUUCCUGUUCUGCUGUGAGGCUGACAUUAAUCAGACUGGUUGUGCCUUUAAAGUGGCAAGCUUACAUUUCACUACCAAAACAUCUGUGGACAUUGUACUGGUUGACUUGUUUUUUUGAGCUUCUAAAACUUUUACUCUCAGUAUUUUGAAACAAUGUUUUGAGCAAUCUAAAUUCUGAACAAACAGGUUUGGUGUUGGGUUGACCCUCGUUUUGUACUUCCUCUGCAAACCCUUUAUUAUAGCAUUCUCAUCCUUUCAUUGUUGUUAUUACUUCUUUCUUUUAAUUAGAAACAAGCAAGUUUCUGUUAAUAUCUUGAGUCUGUCAUUGUUGAUAUAGAUCUAUUUUUUUUAAAGGUCUGGGACCUGCAAGCACAACAAACAUUUCACACAGUCAGAAAUCAGGAGUAUAUGAGUGUAUGACCGCAUGCUAUGUGAAUUUGCUUGGUAUGGUGGCCUAUUGGAUGCCAAAAACAUUAUUUUUAUUUUUAAUGCUUGUUCUUGGAGAUGGAUGAUGCUAAAGUUGGUGGAAAAAAUGCAGUGGUACCAGAUUAUGCCAAUCUCUCUAGGGAAAAAUGGACUUGUAACUCUUAGCUGCUUUGGAAAUAUGUCUUAGAUUUUUAAUCCAAUUCAUCUUGAAAUAAUAAAGAGAGAGUCUGCAUUCAGAAGACAUUUUGUUGUAAAUGUUCAAUAUAUUUAUUUUGGAAGAGCUGACCUCAAGAUUGUAAACCAGUGUGGUAACGUACAAAGUAAAUAUUGUGGUGGCGCUUUUGUCUAGUUAAGAGGCAUUGUUAUGUUGGCUGCUUUUUCUUUCUUCUUUUCCAGUGCUUAAUUUUAGGCUGUUCCAGCAUUACCAGUAGCAGCAUGAUGAACUGCCUGCAAUAUUAUAGCUGGAAUUUAGUUGAACUCUCUAAAUAGUUGGCAGUUUCCACAUACUAAAUAUUUAGGGGCCCAUGUAAGUUGCUAAGAGCAACAUAGUAACCUAGCAGGAAUGGAUAUCAGUGAAAACAACAUACAGGGUGGCUUUUUGCUAUAUUGGUGAAGAAGCCUUUUGCUCAGGUUCCAAAGCAUGUUUCUUUCACAAAGUGUGAAAACUGUGUUUUAAUAUUGCACUGUUUUUUUAUGUUAUUUUAUAUUUUGUUAAGUGGUCUAUUUUUGUCUUCCCCAUACUCAUGCCUCCUUUGUCGUAUUAAAUUAAAACAGUUGAUUGAGUAUUAACAACAUAAUUUUAAGACACAUUUAGAAUCUUCCUCAUGCAUCAUUUUUUAAUAUCUUAACUGGCAAAUAGAGUAACUGAGCCUAAUUGGAGAAAUUCUUAAUGUUACAAGUAUUUGCUGCAUAUUUGGGGGAAAAAGGCCAUGCAAGAACUUCAUGCGGUUGCCCCCAAAACAAAAGAGAAUAUAGUAGCAUUGCUUUGUAGUUAAUGCUUAUUGCUACUUUCUCCACUGCCAUUUAUAAUUUAAUAAGGGGAGACUAGAGAAUGAGGGAAUAUCAUACUUACAGCUUUAUUUUUUUUAAAAAAAUCCCUAACAGAAAUCAUUAACAAUUGUUCAAUGGAAAUGGAAGAAUAUCUUUAUCUAGAACCACUUUUGAGCCCAUACCCACUGAGGAAGUAAUCUAUGUAAAUAUCUCUUAGUCAAAGCAGUAGUUGAACAAAUAUAUGAAGACUGCUGCUGCACAAAAAUCCAUAUUUAUGGACUGGGUCCAGAAGACAUUCCUGGUACAGGCAGCCAAAUAAUACGGAUGAAACUAUAAUUUUGUUGGGGAAAUUUUCAUUUCAGGGAGUCCAGGGAGAUGCCUUUUACUGUUGGGGCCAAAUACACAGGCAGCUUAGUAGUUGCCAAGAUCAGGAUGUCAAAUGCAUACAUUGUCAAAAGUGCUCUUCAAAGUACUCUAUGAUAUCUUUCCAUAUGAUAGCUGUCUAAAUAUAUUGGACUGCACAUUAUCCCUGAAAUCAGAAACAUUAUCUACCAGUCAAGGGAACUGUAGUUCAAAAGAGAGCAUCAGGUUGGGGAAGACUGUCCUGGGGUUUCAGACUAAAUUUCACUUUAUUCUGAACUGAUAGAAAAGAAUUCUGGGAAGAAUUUUUGAUCAAAAAAAAAAGUUAUCAUCUUCAGCUCAGUCGCCAGAAAAGAGAGACAUAUUUUUAUAACAAACAUACAUUUUUGUACAUUAUGUUCAUUCUUAAAUAAUGUAAGUUCAAUGUUGUCUUGUAGAUAUUAAAAGGAAAAUAUUGACCUUUGAUUCAAUAAAUGUUUUCUUUCAGUUA
Messenger RNA from Thamnophis sirtalis, 3400 nucleotides. RefSeq names its product CDC42 small effector 2 (gene CDC42SE2). Lineage: Eukaryota; Metazoa; Chordata; Lepidosauria; Squamata; Natricidae. Gene Ontology annotation, cellular component: plasma membrane. The record is from RefSeq and is a predicted model, not a curated record. Gene Ontology annotation, molecular function: small GTPase binding. Gene Ontology annotation, biological process: regulation of Rho protein signal transduction.